AUGCGCAAAUCAGUGCUCUUCUUUCUACUGCCCUUUUAUGUGCAUUGUGAGAAAGUGGAAUGUGACCUCCAGGAGGCCUCAGCCUUGAUGCAGUCCCUGGCUAUCGAUAAAUCGUCCUUGAGCUCAUACCAUAGCAUCAUUCCCAUGGUGGAGCAAUGCAAGGGUCCUUCUUGGGACAGGAUGAAAAACGAGGUAUAUUAUAAGUCGGGGUUGAUACAUUUAUCCGUGGGUCAGGAACUCAAGGCAAUGGAAUCAUUUGAAAAGGUCAUUGCCAGUGGUGAACCGUCCUUCAAAAUGCUGAGCGAGGAACGCCUGCAUGAACUGUAUAAGAAAAUGGCGCUUUGGAGCCAUAUCGAGGAUGAUGACAAUGAUAAGCUAGCGUACUAUGCGCUUCUUGAUAAUAUUACGCAAGCCGACGGGGAUGAAGUAUACCAGGCCCUGGAAUCUAUUUCUCCGCUCGACUACCAACUGCGGGUUAACCACACGGAUGUACUCUUAGAAGAGUUGGCAGAUUCGCUGGAUUUGAAUACUGCGCAGCGAGUGGUUGAGAACUACAUGCUGCUAGCAGAUAAAUAUGCCACGAGCAUAUCUCUAACUGAUAGACUGGAGCUACAAUACCGUGUAAGCGUUGUGCAGUGGUUCGUGCUUAACUCACCACCAGUCGCUUCAUUAAAGAAAUGUCUCAGCCUUGAUAUGGACUAUAAGCCCUGCACAGAUCUCAUGAAACUAUGGAACAAAUGGAACAAAAAUGUUAAGGUAUCAGCCAGUGCGCUGACAGAUGCACAAGAGUACUUUGGCAUUCAAAAUCAGAACUGGGAUAACAUAAUUAAUUUAAUGGUAAAGGAUCAGAAACCACUCAUAAAGUUGGAGGCCCCUUUUACAAACAAUUACGCACUAUUCCAGAAGGUCGCGGAAAAGCAUGUGUUGGAACUGUUAAAUAAUCGCCCGCUUUCUAAUUCACCCGCACAGCGCAAGUACACGAAGCUUCCUGAUCCAACUGAAUUCCAAACGUCGCUGGAUGUGCUUCUAUGUCUGGCGUUCGACAUGAAAUCCUCGAGUAAAAAUGCUAAUAAGUUCUGCGAUCGGGCAUUAAAACAGGUUCUUACGCCAAAGGAGCACUCCCUAAUCUCCAAUUAUCUCACGAAGGUUAACUCUCCGGAUGGGAUUCCCGAGCUCCUCAAAACUGCAUAUGAAACUUAUCCACACUUGGCUUUCCAUCUGGUAAAGCGGGUCGCUGCUAAGCUUGUCGGUCUAGAACGUAAAGGCGCCAACGCUGAUGUUUCUCAACACUGGAACAUUUUGAGCAGCUUUAUUGGUAACCACAAGAAAGUUGCAGAAACAGGGCGUAAUAAAUUUACCGCGCAACUGUUUAAGCAUAUCAAUAGAGCUAUCGGGCGGCAGAGGCAAAAGCAGGAACAAGAUCAACAGCAAUUCUUUGAACGGCAGUAUCAACAGCAGUUCUUCAGGCAACAGCAGCAACAGCAGCAACAGCAGCAACCUCACCAGCCGCCUAGCACAAAGAAGAACUAUUAUAAGAUAUUGGGUAUCGGUAAUGAUGCUAAUGCGAAAGAUAUCAGAAGGGCGUAUCUGCACUUGACAAAAAAAUAUCACCCUGACAAACAGGGCAAUAUGUCUGAUGCUGAAAGAGCGAAGGUGGAGGAAAAGAUGUCGUCUAUUAACGAGGCCUACGAGGUUUUGAGUGACGAGUCUAAACGCAAAGAAUACGACAUGUUACGUUCUGGUGGAGGUAGCCAGCACGCUGGUGGCAAUGGCCAGCAGUUCUAUCGCAACUCCGGGCCGAUGUUCAAUUUUAAAAAGGGCUUUAAACCUUUCUAG
Messenger RNA from Eremothecium gossypii ATCC 10895, 1836 nucleotides. It is a transcript of the gene JEM1, whose product is annotated as Jem1p. The coding region runs from base 1 to 1836 and encodes 611 amino acids. The transcript has a single exon. Gene Ontology annotation, cellular component: endoplasmic reticulum. Lineage: Eukaryota; Fungi; Ascomycota; Saccharomycetes; Saccharomycetales; Saccharomycetaceae. Gene Ontology annotation, biological process: protein folding in endoplasmic reticulum. Gene Ontology annotation, molecular function: protein-folding chaperone binding; misfolded protein binding. The record is from RefSeq and is marked provisional.